UUCCACUUGUUGGUUGGCAGUAGCGCAGUGCACGUUCUCGAGACCAACGAAAGCCCUGCUGAUUACUCGCUUCUUCUUACAGUUAAUGGUCCUACAAUGCUUUAUCUCUGGAUCUUGGCUUUCUUGGCCGCAGAUGUUCAUGAUACUGCAGUGUAUGCGACGGCAGCAGGUGAUCCAGGCCAGGGGUACCAAACUCUGCCAUGCCAGUGGGUUGAAGAAGGCGGUCGCAAAUGGCUGGACAAAGGUGUUAUUGGCGGCCAUGAGAAUGGUCGAGUCAUGUACGUCGGAAGGGCUAGCUAUGAAGGCGGCGUCAUUCCAGGCAAGAUUAUUCCUUGGCACAACACCCUGUUCAUAGGGUCUGAUGGAAAAGAGAUUUCUUUCUCCAAAUAUCAGGCUCUGGAGUGUACAAGCGGCAGUCAGCUCAUUUGGAUUAAAGGAGCCGACGGGGAGUUACCCACUGGUUCCCUUCAGGGCGGAAACACAUCAACGGGCGAGCUUCUCUACAUUGGUCGCGUACAUCACGAUGACACCCUCACUGUAGGCAAACUGCACACCUCUCUAGGAUGUGUCUCUAUCGGGUACUAUGGGCAAGAAUACUGUCACCGCCAGUACGAGGUGCUGGUGUGGCCCAUUGUCCAGCUUGUGAAGUAAACCUUAUGACGACGCGAUAAGAAGCCACGACGCUGAUAGCGCAGAGAAACUCCGUCGAAUCAAUAUGAACAUCUUCUGAUCACUGAUGUUAUCCACAAUGAGAACCCAUCAGUGUUGCUCAUAAUAAUGAAUAUUGCUCCGCAAAGUUAUCCCUCCAGCUUUGUCUGUGCUGCUCAAACUGGAUGUAAAUGAAAGGUAAACUGCAACCUGGUUUAUGAAUAAAUUAGUCAAUUUUCAAAUAAAUAGCCAUAUGUGAA
This is a messenger RNA of Ornithodoros turicata, 908 nucleotides long. RefSeq lists its product as uncharacterized. Lineage: Eukaryota; Metazoa; Arthropoda; Arachnida; Ixodida; Argasidae. The record is from RefSeq and is a predicted model, not a curated record. The transcript is spliced from 4 exons. Bases 97 to 651 code for a protein of 184 amino acids.